This is a messenger RNA of Tuber melanosporum (Perigord truffle), 1165 nucleotides long. RefSeq lists its product as uncharacterized. The transcript has a single exon. The record is from RefSeq and is a predicted model, not a curated record. Bases 434 to 1165 code for a protein of 243 amino acids. Lineage: Eukaryota; Fungi; Ascomycota; Pezizomycetes; Pezizales; Tuberaceae.
CUCUUCUUCAAUUAACAAUAUCCCCCUAAUCCCUCUACCACAAUUUGUUCCUGAUCCUUUACCUCUGCUUGCUGGAAUUGUACUGUACCUGCUGCGGCUGCGCCUUUCCCGUCUGCAACCAUCGCAGACGCGAGAUCCCACACAAACACACGCACGUUCGUCUUUCUCUAUUUUGUCUAUCCUGCUUGUCGAACAACAACCCCCCCACACCCCCCUCCCCCUUCCAUAUCCGAGCUUGCUUCCUACUUCCCCGCCGUCAUUCCAUCUUCCUUCCUCACCUACAACCAAACAACUUUUAUUUGUCCGCUACAUCCGCUCGACGAAACGUUAAUAAAUUACUCUUGAUCACAAUAAUACUAUCGGAACGUUCGUUUUACCCAUCCAUCUUUUAUUGUGUGUCCGCCCUCCCAACGGGGCAUCCAGUCGCUUUUGUAUGGAGAAGAAUGGAGAGUUGGACUCGAGUUUCAUGGCGGUCGAUCCAGUCAGCCCAGCAAGCAAUAACUCAAAAGACCUUUUAGACGAACCGGCUGCUCCCCGCCGUAAUUCAACCGACGACAACGACCCAACAAGGCCCCGUAAACGACUAGCUGCCAUGGCAAUCCACGACGAUAUGAAGGACGUAGAGGUCGCUGUUGAAUCACCUAGAGAAGCUUCUAGUCCCCUUCAGGACAGGGCUUCCCAGCUUGCGCUUGGAGAUCGUCAUAGCGGGGAAGAAGAGGAUCGCAGCAAUCUGGGAGAUGAGGAGGGAGCGGUUGCUCCGGCAGCUGGCGGUGUCGGAAAGUCGAUAACUAUUCAUCUUCGAUCCUCCGUUUUGCAUCAGUCGGAAGAGAAUCAAUCUCAGGAUGGAUAUGCCAGUGACCGAGUCAACGGCUCCACUCAAUCUACCAUUCAAAAAUCGGAGCAGCUACAACCUCUGGACUCGCCCCAAGCUACUUCGCCAAAUGGAUCUAUACGCACUCCGGAUGUUGAGGUGGAGGAGGUUGAAGAAAUGGAUGAGGGUGAAGACCAUCUAUCCAGCCAUAUUACUAUCGUGAAUAACUACCUGAAUAAUCCCGUUAAUACCGGAGGACCUGAUCGGGUAAAAGAUCUCAUGGAUUCCAUGGUUUCGAAGCUCGAGAGAGGUAAGCGUUGCCUAAAUUAUGACCCAGCCAAACUUUGGGCAUAA